AUGUAUGUAGCGGGAAGCCCAUAUUUGGCUGCCGGGAGCACAAGUUCGGGAAAAACGAGAGCUGAGCAUGAGCCUCUCAGUAGUGGCUGGGGUCUCGCUCAAACCCUCUUGGUUCUCGGGGCCAAGUUCUUUGUGGAGCUUGCCGUUGGCUACAGUGGCGCAUAUUUCAUCAUCGUGUCAGGGGGUACCUCAGAUGUCGUCUUGAACUGCCUCGCAGCCGAAUUCAUCAGCGACAUUGACGAGAACAUCUACAAGCAUUUUUCCAGCUCAUUUGCGAAGAGUCUUGUCGAAAGUGCUCCCAGGAUGCCCCCAGGAGAUGCGGACUGUGGUGUUCUUUUCUCAAAGGUGACAGCCGGAGUGAAGUGGAGUUUUUUUUUGUCUGCAUUCUAUAUAACCCACAAAGCAUAUUAUUGGCUGCCAUACUGCCACGAAGAAGACAACUAG
Molecule: messenger RNA, 444 nt
Organism: Symbiodinium necroappetens
Lineage: Eukaryota; Dinophyceae; Suessiales; Symbiodiniaceae
Source: the annotation of a GenBank genome assembly